Molecule: messenger RNA, 3266 nt
Organism: Xiphias gladius (swordfish)
Lineage: Eukaryota; Metazoa; Chordata; Actinopteri; Istiophoriformes; Xiphiidae
Gene: colgalt1b
Product: collagen beta(1-O)galactosyltransferase 1b
Exons: 12
Coding region: 401-2230 (609 amino acids)
Molecular function (GO): procollagen galactosyltransferase activity
Source: RefSeq, a predicted model, not a curated record
ACGCCCAGGGCUUCCUAUCUGCUUGAAAUGGACUACAGCCGGAUCUGUUGUUAAAGGGGAGGACAGCAAAUGACAGAAGGAAGCCUAGUAGUCCACUCGGCCUUAUGGGAUACGAAAGGUUAUUGAUGUAAUAUAACGUUAAUCUUAAACGAAACCUGGUGUGAGCUGCUUGGAAUGAUGCAUUUUCACCAUGUAAACAAGGCAGAGAGAGGCUGGCCCUCGACGGUCUUUUGAGAGCACCGAGCUCCCCUUAAACGGGUCCAGACCUGCCCUUUAAUUCAGCCUGCUCCUCCGCCAUGUCUCCACUGUCGGCAUAACACAACAGCGGGACCCUCAGCCGCGACACCCCUCGCGCCCUUCUCUGUCCGCCGCGUCACCGGCCAGUGUCUCUCCCCCUGCCAUGCACCGGGUCACCUCGCUGCUGCCUGCCCUGCUGUUCGUUCUCCUGCCGGGCCCGAGCCGGGGCUAUUUCCCCGAGGAGCGCUGGAGCCCCGAGUCUCCGCUCCUCGCUCCCCGGGUCGUCAUCGCGCUGGUCUGCCGCAACUCGGCGCACUCUCUGCCGCUGUUCCUCGGUGCCAUCGAGCGUCUCAACUACCCGAAGGACCGCAUUGCUCUGUGGGUGGCGACCGAUCACAACAUAGAUAACACCACAGUCAUCCUGAGAGACUGGCUUAUCAAGGUGCAGAAUUACUAUCACUAUGUGGAGUGGAGACCUGAAGAUGAACCCAGUGCCUUUGAAGACGAGGUGGGGCCUAAGCAAUGGAAUAAUCUCCGUUAUGAACAUGUGAUGAAGCUCCGCCAGGCAGCGCUGGACACCGCCCGCGAGAUCUGGGCCGACUACGUCUUGGUGGCUGACUGUGACAACCUGCUCACAAAUCGGGAUGUGCUGUGGAAACUGAUGAGCGAGAACAAGACCAUUGUAGCUCCCAUGUUGGAGUCCAGAGCUGCAUACUCCAACUUCUGGUGCGGCAUGACUUCACAGGGUUAUUACAAGCGUACACCGGCCUACAUGCCCAUCCGCAAGCAGGAGCGUCGUGGCUGUUUCGCUGUACCGAUGGUCCACUCUACCUACCUGGUGGACCUGCGGAAAGAGGCCUCCCAUCAGCUGGCUUUUUAUCCACCCCACCCAGAGUACAGCUGGGCCCUGGAUGACGUCAUCGUCUUUGCCUACUCAGCUCGCAUGGCAGAUGUGCAGAUGUAUGUGUGCAACAAAGAAACAUAUGGGUAUUUCCCAGUGCCAGUGCGCUCCCAUGCUACCUUGCAGGAUGAGGCGGAGAGCUUCUUGCACACACAGCUUGAGGUCAUGGUGAAAAAUCCCCCGUUGGAGCCCUCCAGCUUCCUGUCUCUUCCUCCCAAGCAGCCUAACAAGAUGGGCUUUGAUGAGGUGUUCAUGAUAAAUCUGGUGCGGAGAUCUGACCGUCGGGAGCGAAUGCUAAAAACUCUGUACGAGCAGGAGCUCAGUUGUAAGGUUGUUGCUGCUGUGGAUGGCAAAGCUCUGAACAUAUCUGAGAUAGAGACGAUGGGGAUUAAGAUGCUGCCGGGGUACAAAGAUCCAUAUCAUGGUCGUCCUCUCACCAAGGGUGAACUGGGUUGUUUCCUCUCUCAUUACAACAUCUGGAAGGAGAUAGCGGACCGUGGUCUGCAGACCUCCCUGGUCAUCGAGGACGACCUCCGCUUCGAGGUGUUUUUCAGACGUCGUCUCCAGACGCUGCUGCAGGAGGUGACGACACACAAGCUGGACUGGGAUCUCAUUUACAUCGGACGGAAGCGCAUGCAGGUGGACCAUCCUGAGAAGUCGGUACCCAACAUACACAAUCUGGUGGAGGCUGACUACUCAUACUGGACACUAGGCUACAUGUUGUCGUUACAAGGAGCUCAGAAGCUCCUCAGAGCCGAACCUCUGCGCAAGAUGCUGCCUGUCGACGAGUUCCUCCCUGUCAUGUACGACAAACAUCCAGUUUCAGAGUACAUGGACCACUUCGAGCGUCGCGACCUGCUUGCGUUUUCUGCCGAGCCUCUUCUGGUCUAUCCAACCCAUUACACCGGAGACCUCGGCUACAUCAGCGACACGGAAACGUCGGUGGUCUGGGACAACGAGACGGUCAAAACCGACUGGGACCGAGCCAAGUCGAGGAAAACUCAGGAGCAGGAGGAGCUGAGCUUCGAGGCCCAGAAUUCUGAUGUACUGCAGUCUGAACUGGAGAACUGGAGCGCACGGGACGAGUUGUGAUGAAGAAGAGAGGACGUGAGGGGGAGUGAGAGAAAGGUAUACAGAGAUAAGGAUCAGGGAGAUAGAACAAAGCUGUGAUCGUGGGGGAAAUGGGUAAGAGGGAAGGAAUAGAACAGAAAGCAGAAGAGGGAGGAAAGGCAGAGUAGAUGGACACAAGGCUGACGAGGGACAAAUGCUUUUCCUUGUACAGGUCUCUCUCCACUAUUUGAUCUUUCUCUGAGGAGAGGAGGUUAGACGCAGUGUUAACUCUUGAAGAGUCAGCAAGCAGCUUUUGUUUUAUUUAUUGCAUCCAACGCACAUCCCUUGACCACCGCCUGGUCCAUUAACAGUCCCAUUAUUUUUAUUAUCAUUUUGCCCUGACUCGUCCCAUACAUUAUUCUAAAUGAAUUCCCCAUUGAGAGCUAUUGCUAAAUAAAACUGUUUCAGAUAUGCAGUAUUCCUCUAACAUGUCUCUUAAUGACUGCUGGUAGCAUUUUAACUGUCCAGCAUAAUUUCACGUGACCAAAGUUUCACAUAUUAAAGCUGCAGUAUGUUUUGGGUUUAAAAUGAGAACUUCUAAAAUAUAAAACAUGACAUUACAUCUCUUUUUGACUAAAAAAUCAUCUUAUGAACCCUCACAUUUAUCUUGUGAGACUUGGUAGGGGUGCCAACCCCAGGUUGGAAACCACUUCUGUCUUCUUCUCUUCUUCUUCUAGUGACUCCUAACUCCCUGCAGUUUAGGGAGUUAGUUUAGCUCCAAGUAGCUAGUGUGUUAUUAAUUAUACAUUUUUUGAGGUUAUUACUUAACCUUACUCAUUGUUUAACUCCUGAAUAUAUCAGUGUUUCCCUCUAUUUUACCUUCACACUUUUACAACAGCAGUUUGGUUUAGUGUUUCAGUUUUUUUUUCCCUCUCACUACAUAUUGCAGUUUUAACCCAGACUUGCAGCUUUUGUUGCAUUUUUAUUGGUGAAGAUCAGAAAAACAGACUAUAGAUUUUGAGUAGCAUUUCAGGUCUUGUCUCUCCUCUGUGUGUACAAAGUGUGUCAUUUUUUACCA